This is a messenger RNA of Penicillium lagena, 1821 nucleotides long. Its product is annotated as glycosyltransferase family 2 protein. Lineage: Eukaryota; Fungi; Ascomycota; Eurotiomycetes; Eurotiales; Aspergillaceae. The record is from RefSeq and is a predicted model, not a curated record. The coding region runs from base 1 to 1821 and encodes 606 amino acids. The transcript has 3 exons.
AUGCCUUUGGAACAAAGACACGAUAUUCGUGAACUGCCACCGGAUCCGCGAAUUCUCGCAGGUCAGCGUUAUCGGAAGUCCCUCAACUAUGUCGCGCAGUUGGCAAUAUGGAUCGGUAAUCUUUAUUUCAGUGCGCGCUUGUUAUUGAUCUUGUUUUUUUCCCGACAAACUUGGCCCAUGUGGGCUCUAAUCAGAUGUCUAGAUUUGUCUCGAAAGGAACAACUCCUGGUUGUGGCUGCAAGCCAAGUUCCAGGUGGUGGUCCCCGCAAGAGACUGCGGCUUCAAGGCACGAAAAAUCUGCCCUAUGUGGAUAUCCUGUUACCUUGCUGCGGAGAGCCGGUCGAUGUGAUCAUGGAUACAGUGCGAGCAGCAUGUACCUUGGACUACCCCGUAUCUCACUUUCGAGUCUUGGUGUUAGAUGAUGGCGGUUCAACCGUGCUGAAGAAAGCCGUGACUACGUUGCAGUCUCAAUGUCCUCAUCUGUCCUAUCAUUCUCGCGGCAGACAGUCCGGUCUGGUGUUUGCAAAAUCUGGAAAUCUGAAUUAUGCCUUGACGACCCUGCAGCGAGAGAUCCAGCCAGAGUUCUGCGCCAUUCUAGAUGCCGACUCUAUCCCGACAAGGGAUUUUCUUCGAGGAACUCUGCCCCAUUUGCUUCUGAACCCUAACUCGGCGUUGGUCUCUACCCGGCAAUAUUUCUCCAAUCUUCCCAAAGGCGACCCGCUUUCUCAAGCACGGUCUCAUUUUUAUACCUGCCAAAAUGCAGAGCUGGAUAUAUUGGGAAACGCCAUAGAUGCUGGAUCCGGUGCAGUUUUCCGGCGGAAAUCCAUCGUCGAAGUCGGCCUCUACCCCACUUACUCUUUCUCCGAGGACUGGCAGCUCUCACUGGUGUUACAUGGCAUGGGACACCGCACUAUGCAGGUGCAGGAGCCUUUUCAAUAUGGGCUUGUCCCAACUUCUCUCACUGGACAUAUUGCUCAAAGAAAUCGCUGGUAUAUCGGACAUGCCCAGCAAUUUAUGGCGGUAAUUUCUCGGGAGAUUCAAACUCUUCCAAAGCAUUUGCAGCGGAACAUUGCCCUCAAUGGCGUGGGAAUUAUUGCAGCAGAAUUAAGUUGUUUGAUUGGCUUCUGUGCUGUUCCAUGCCUUCUUCUUUCUGAACAACUGAUCCCGGUCAGCUCUCCCUUCAUGACCAAGCUCCAGUUUUUACUUGCUGUGUUACAAGUCCUCGUAACUUGGCUCUAUGAAUAUGCUCAGGCCGCGCAUACAGGCUUCCGGAGUGUGCCAUUCGCUCACCUGGAGAACAAGUGGCUUGCUGGCGGGAACAUCUUUAGCAUCCUCAAGUUCUAUUUGUUAACCAGCAAACCUAAAGGCUCAUUUGUGACAGGAAGCACCGCAAAUUCUUGGAACCGCAACUCCUCCACCCCGCUGUACAUGAAGUUACACCGGGACCUAUGGCAGAACUGCAUCUGGAUCAAUGUACUCACGGUUUUUGCAAUACUUGGAGCUCUUUUCUACUCCACGACUGCAGUGGUAUCUGCAAGCAACGCGGGUUUGGCCUGUCCUCUGCUCACCACUGUCACCUGGCCACCGUUGCUACAAUUGUGCUACCUGGCCGUAUCGAGCAACUGGGUGCCGAUGGCGUACCUCCUGAAUCCUCCAAAGCAUUCUGAUCAUAACUCGGAGCCAUGUCAACCGAAUUCCCGGAUCUUAGCCCUUGAUUCUGAAAAAAGGGCUUUACCACGAUUCAAGCACGAUAUAGGCAGGGUGGGGAGGGAGAUGCUCCAUCUAGGAAGCAUAGUAGAAAUUGGUGAAGGUGAAUUGUAG